This is a messenger RNA of Psylliodes chrysocephalus, 1779 nucleotides long. NCBI's taxonomy places the organism in Eukaryota, Metazoa, Arthropoda, Insecta, Coleoptera, Chrysomelidae. The record is from the annotation of a GenBank genome assembly.
AUGACUCUGUUGAACUUCGUUGGACUGCGACACGGAGUCAAAUUUAAGAAGGAAAAGAAGUAUCCCACUAUUACUAGUUUGAUGGGUAAAAUGUUAAAAUCUGAUAGUAUCAUUCGUCCUAGACGGAUAGCAGCAGGUAUUGAAAACCAAAAACUUAGAAGCGGUCUGCCAAUACUCAAAAUUAAUGAUAAUAAUGAUUUGAAAUUGAAUGUAUCACCAUUUGAUAAUACUGGGAGCUUACAUAGUUUUUCAAACAAAAUUAGAAAACAAGACCAACAUCAUAAGAGCGUCCGUGGUAAACUUUUAGAAGAACUCGAACAUUAUUGCGAUAAAACAACUUUGCAUGGCCUUCGAUACGUUGGUGACACUUCUCUUACUUUGUGUGAAAGGGUUUUUUGGUUAAUCGCGUUCUCAGUGGCAAUUGGUUUCGCGGCUUACUACAUCACCAAUAUUUACGAUAAAUGGAAUUCCUCUCCUGUAAUAAUCAGUUUUAGUCCAUUUGACGCACAAUUGCAAGACAUACCAUUCCCUGCAGUCACCAUUUGCAAUAUGAACCAAGCCAAAAAGACAGAGGUCAUCAAAAUCAAAGCUGAUGGAAAUCCAAGAGAUUUAAAACUGUUGGACGAUAUAUGCAAUAGCAACGAAACUAUUAAUUCCACUGAUUCUACAGGAUAUAACUGGACGAAUCUACGCAAUUUUCUUAUAAGGGUGGGUAAUUCUUGCUCAGAUAUGCUCAAGCAAUGCAAAUGGUCUAGCAAUGGAAGAAGUUGUGACGAUUUAUUUAAUAAUGACUUAACUGAUGAAGGACUAUGUUGUUCUUUUAACAGACUACCACCGAAAUAUAUUUUCAGAAAUCCAAGCGAAGUCUCACUACAAUUGAAUCAAACAUAUUCAGAGUACAUUUACGAUUGGACUCCAGAAACUGGCUUUCCAGAAGGAUACAAUGAUACAUACAUACCCAAAAGGCCUUUAGGUGCUGGAGCACAUUUAGGACUUUCAAUAGUUUUAGACGCUCAAGUAGACGAAUAUUAUUGUUCGUCUACCAGCAGCAUUGGCUUUAAAAUAAUUAUAGGAAAUCCGAUAGAAACACCCAAAAUGGCAGAUUAUGGUACUCUUUUAAGUCCUGGAGUGGAAGCAAGAUUUUCUAUAAAACCUUCAGUACGUGAAGCUUCUGUAAAUUUGAGGAGUGUACCAGUAAAUAAGCGUCAGUGCUAUUUUGCAAACGAAAGAAAACUGGCAUACUACAGGACUUAUUCGAAAAGUAAUUGUCAGCAGGAAUGUGCCAGCAAUUUGAUUUAUAAGACUUGUGGCUGUGUUCCAUACUACCUUCCUAAGGGCCCAACAAUGAAGUUUUGCGAACAAGACGAUAGCGAUUGUGUAUAUGAUGCUCAAAUUCGGGUAUUGAAAGAAACUGUGUCACAACCGAGCGUAUCCUGUAAUUGUUACAGUCAAUGCAGCUCGGUUACCUACGGAGCAAAAAUGUCUUAUGGGAAAUUAAACUCUACUGUAGAUCGAGUCUUCGAUUUGGAAAGCCUAGAACAUAACGAAACGAAAGACUACGCUAUAUUGCAUCUAUUCUUCAUCGAAAACCACUACGAAAAAAUCAUGAAAGCUCGCCUAUUUGACUUCACGGACUUAGUAGCUUACACGGGAGGACUGUUAGGCGUAUUCCUAGGCUUCAGCAUUUUGAGUCUAAUCGAACUUUUUUACAUCAUUGCUGCUCGUACUGUACAGAUAAUAUACGGGCAUUGGAGGAAACAGUUGCCAUUCCUAAACUAA